Molecule: messenger RNA, 1122 nt
Organism: Exophiala mesophila
Lineage: Eukaryota; Fungi; Ascomycota; Eurotiomycetes; Chaetothyriales; Herpotrichiellaceae
Exons: 2
Coding region: 88-525 (145 amino acids)
Biological process (GO): protein stabilization; negative regulation of apoptotic process
Source: RefSeq, a predicted model, not a curated record
GUCCCUUCAGCUCAUCAGACGCAGACGAUCAUCGAAGACUCGAACAAUACCUAGGACUCCAACCUCAAGGUCUACACCCGUCCCAACAUGGCCGAGCCCAUACCGUCUGCCUCGGCAGCUGCAGACGCCGCCGAAGAUGAAACCACGCAAAACCUCCCCGCAAAUGCAGAGGACCGCAAGGCCGCUGCCGCCCUCAACGCAUUAAAUGCAAACAACAUGUCACAAGAGAAUGGAGAGUCAGCCAACAAACAACCCUCCGCCGCAGACCAGGAAGCAUUGGGCAAGGCAAUGUCAAGACUUGAAAUCGCUAGUGGCGUAAGCAAGAAAAAGGACGACAGCAAGAAAGCCGAGUCAAAGAAGGAAGUGGAAGUCAAGAAGAAGAUCAAGGUGGCUGCAGAUGAUGUUAACUUUCUGGUUGAGGAAUUGGAAUUGACCAAGGUCAAAGCCACAGAACUUCUAAGAUCCCACGACGGCGAUAUGAACCAAGCCAUCAAGGCAUUCCUCGCUUCAGUGGUAAAAGUAUAGGAACCUGAACCACCCAGACCUCCCGCAGAAUUGAAUACAAGGGUUUCAGAAAGUCCAACAUUGUUAUCGGAUCACUCGAACUCGCGUUUAUUCAGAGUGCAAGUCAAAGACAGGAUUCGCACCUUUCGAUCAACCAUAUUCGAUCAACCGGGAAAAUCAUCGCGUCCUCGUGUCUGAUUGAUCCUCUAUACUGAGCCUGCUCUCGUUGGCACACGAACAUGAAAUUACCAAUACGCAAGAGCUUGUACGAGGCAGAAAGCUGAGUGUGCAUUCGACCGAGAGGAACAGAGAGAGGAACAGAUUUGGAGAAUUCCUCCCCACGAGGAGAAUGGAUCGCACCUAUCCUUCGCGCACUGUGUGCCUGUGUGGAUGGACCGAUGGCGCGCAAUAAUAGGCAAGAGCCAGCCGUCUAGGAUAUAUCGUUUCCAUCAUAGUCCGGAAACACCGGACAGAGCAGUCAAGAGAACAUUGAUACGUACAGCGCAUGGAAUGAUAGCAACAAGCCGUAGAAGUUCCAUAGAUCAUCCAUAUCCACCAAGCCGGCACAUCUUCGGCUAUUGAGACCAAGAUAAUCACAAACUCACAGACAAAUGAUAC